Molecule: messenger RNA, 2036 nt
Organism: Melanotaenia boesemani (Boeseman's rainbowfish)
Lineage: Eukaryota; Metazoa; Chordata; Actinopteri; Atheriniformes; Melanotaeniidae
Product: SPRY domain-containing SOCS box protein 1
Exons: 3
Coding region: 474-1346 (290 amino acids)
Biological process (GO): proteasome-mediated ubiquitin-dependent protein catabolic process
Cellular component (GO): SCF ubiquitin ligase complex
Molecular function (GO): protein binding
Source: RefSeq, a predicted model, not a curated record
AAUGAGCCGCUUUGGAAUUUAUUGUAUUUUUCUCUUUUUAUUAGUAAAAAGCCCAAGUCUGAUUCUCUUCAUAUGUUUCGCCAUUUAUGUUUACAUUCAUUACAGGACGCGAUAAAAUCAAAUUGACGCCUGAAGGGAUCAAACGGAGGUAAAACUGAUGGCAUACAGUGGAUAACAGAUGUAAGCGUCCCUCCCAUCUAUUUACAAACACGUCACUGAUCUGUUGUCCUUGUCACUGCGAGUGUGAAUGGCGUCAGACUCGGUUGAUAAACUAUGCUGUUCCCAGCCCGGAGGUCGAAACCAAAAACUGGGUCAGAAGGAGCUGUUACGUUACCGAGCUGCGAUAAGACCACCAGCAUGCUUGAUAAAAGACUUUUUAUAAGGCAGAGGAUGACUGGAAGCAGUCCGGUUUUAAGCUGACAACCAGAGGCAAGUACCAGAACCGUUUGUUUUUUCUUCUGACGACACUACCAAUGGGUCUCUUCCUCUCAGCUUGGCUGUAUGGAAGAGGAGACAGCACUCCCUCAUCUUCAUCAGCCUUCCCUCCACUAGCUGUCCCCACAUCCUCACGUCUCGCACUCACUCUGAACUCUUCUCCUGUUUCUCCAGGAGAUGUACGCUCACACUGGAGCGCCAUCCAUCACUCUCCUCACUUUCUGCUGUCGCCCUGCAAACAGGAAGUGACUCGCACACCUGCUGAACUCAGCAGUGAUGCAGUCAGGGCAGAGAUGGGAGUGAAGAGUGGGCUUCAUGUGUGGGAGUUGAUGUGGAGCCCCAAAUACAGAGGCAGUCAUGCAGUCUUGGGAAUUUCAAUGCAGGAUUGUCCCCUGCAGGGGUCGGGUUAUAACGUGCUGAUAGGUGGUGAUUCUCAGUCUUGGGGCUGGGAGCUUAGAACUAAUCAACUCUGGCAUGAUGGGCAAACUCUAGGUUGUUACCCAAAUAAGAGGAAUAGAUAUCAAUCUGAGGCUGGAGGGAGUUUUAGGCCAAAAUUCUCCAUGUCUCCAAAUACAAAGAGGGCAGAGACACCUCUCCUCAUUCCUGAGCGUGUCCUGCUUGUCCUGGAUGCUGAUGCAGGAACCCUGGGAUUUGUUGUUGAUGGCAGCUUCCUUGGCAUAGCUUUUAAGGACCUUCCUCGUGGAGUGGAAAUGUUCCCAGCAAUAAGCAGCGUCAGGGGAGGAGCAAGAAUACGGUUACGCUAUCUGAACGGCACUGCAUGUAAUCCCCCUGCCCUGAUGGCUCUAUGUGGACUUUCAAUUCAUCAGUUUUUAGGACAUCAAAGGCAGAAUGAAAUGGACAAAUUGCCUCUGCCACCUUUCCUCCAACACUAUCUGCAUUCUUGUUUCUAAUUUUGAUAGGCAUUCAAUUACAAAUUUGUUUGAUAAAGUCCACUUCGGUAUUUGUUACAAGAUAGAUAAUGUUUGUUUUGUUUUUUGUUUUUUUUGUUUGUUUUUGGAGAAGGCCACCUACAGUCUCAGAAAGGUUAAGUCAGAAAGUCUAUCUUCUUUAUAGAGGAUUAGACGAACUAAUCCUAACUGCUUGCAGGAUGGGGCUAAACAGCUUUACAUAAACUGUGAAGGGCUGAUGAAAUAAGAAGCAAGAGAAAGCUACAAGCAGAAAUUAUUCAGUUGCCGGGGGCUUGUGUUUGAUCGGUCUGGCACAGAUUUGUGUAAAGUCAUGUUAAGAGGAAUAAAGGGAAGCUUUGUGUCAUAAGCCAUUUUAAAGCCAUGAAAUAUUUUUUUCUGUCCGAAACAUUUAGAUGUACAAUUUUCUGGAACACAUUCAUUUUGAGGGUAUUAAUUACUUAAGGAGUUGGAUUUUCACCAUUUCAAAAUAUCUCAGUGCCUUAUGGCAUAUUUGUUUGACAUAAAUCUGAUGUAAAUAUAUUGCUAAAUCUAAAAACUGUUUAUUUUAUUUAUUAUAAAUAAAUGCACAUUACACACAUCCUUUGACAAUUCUUUGAAAAACAUCUGUAAAAACAAUGUGAAUAAAAAAACUUUUUCAUAAAAAUGAAAGUCUCAUUUUCUGUCUACAUAAUA